Messenger RNA from Boeremia exigua, 2005 nucleotides. RefSeq lists its product as uncharacterized. The record is from RefSeq and is a predicted model, not a curated record. Lineage: Eukaryota; Fungi; Ascomycota; Dothideomycetes; Pleosporales; Didymellaceae. Bases 252 to 1892 code for a protein of 546 amino acids. The transcript has 2 exons.
UAGUCCACCAUGGCAACUCGAUUGCAUCCGAUGUUCUUAGACCCAACCACUUGCCUCAUUCAUGCUUCUUUGCAAUGAACCUUGUAGAUUGUUUGUUUGUUUAGACAGUUCUCCAUUUUCGCAUAGUUGUCUGUUCGUACUUUAGAUAACUCCAUACUUCAAGAUUUCGCAUUCAACGUACAUCAUUCGAUUCUCAAACAAGACCCUACUUUCACCCCAUCACGCACUACUUUAGUACGAAUUAGCACACGAUGUUGCUCUCGCAGCAGCCUCGGGGCUGCAUAGGCCCGAACCCAGCACUUCGUCCACAACCAACAAAUCAAUACCAGUCCACGAAGCUGUUCAAUUCGCUAUUGUCACCUCCUGCCGUAACCGCCUGUAUCGAAGUUCGUUUCACGUCGGUUUCUAAAACGGGAUAUUGGCCCACAGAUCCCUUUGACAUGGGACUCCCUCCACAACCAUCGCCUGAGCUGCAAACUUCCCAACGCACAAAUACAGAACUACGGACUGAUUUGAGACGCGGCUCCGAACGAUGGAAAGACGACGAGCUCGAGAUACUAUCAAUAACUCGAGAAAAGAGCUCGGAAUCACAAUCGACACAACAACAAAAAAAGAGCCCCAACGAUGAUAUAGAUGUAUUCGAAGUUCAAGAGCAUCCAGAACUGACGCCACCAAACUCGCGCCAGCUUGAGGGAGCCAAAACCGCAAACAAGCUCGGCUCACUUGACCUUUCACUCGCAAACGGUCCACUCGCAGAUAUACAGCCAUCACCGGACCUCCCAGCCACGCACUCCACCGACACACAAGCGGUGAGCAUCAACAAAAGACGCCUCCAUUCGCCGACCCCUUCACCGCAGCGCGACCCUCGCAGUUACUUCGGGUCACGGGAAACGCAUCUGCCGUGGGUGACAAAGCUGAGCCCAAACCGCUUCUCCAUGGCCGUCUCGCCCGACAUGCUAUCGCCGGACGCCCCACCCCCAAAAAGUAUCUGGGACGCAGACGACGAUGAAUUCGACCGCUGGCCGACCGCCGCACAGGCGCGCGAGGAACUCGACACGAUGCGGCGAAACGCGACGACGAAACGCAGCACCUUCGUUGGCCCCGCAACGCAGGCCCGCAGCGUCGCAGACCAGCUCGACGAGGCGGUGAGGACGCCGAUGGGCGACGUGACGCGCACGGCGAGCGAGCAGGAGCAGACGAUUCGUGAGCUCGAGGAUAUGGACUGUGGGAACGUCGGAGGUCAGGACCUGCACGAUGACAUCAUCGUGCCGUUUCGCUCGCACGACUACCCUGUCCUCCCCGCCCACGCGCCGGCAAGACACAUGCACGUGCUUGAUGCUAAGGCGUAUACAAGCUGCACGGAUGCUGUUGCUAAAGCUGCCAGGCCGAGACUGUGCGACGCCGUGGCCACGGUGCUGGCGUACACGAGCCCUGAGUGCCUCGCAGAUUUUCUGAACCCGGAGGUGGAGGUAUUCGAGUGGCGGCGGCUGAUCAACUGUGUUAUGAUCCGGCGGGAGGGUAAUCAAGUCGUCGUCGGUAACUACUACAACUUUGGGACAACGUACCAGUGGGGCUACCUCGUUCGAGCGACCAUUGACGAGAAAGGAGCGUGGACGGAGACGUGGGCUUCGGUGUCGCAGGGCACGACUGCGGUUGGGAAAGAGCGUGUCCUGUUCGAGCAGUUCCUGGCCGAUGGCUCAGACUGGGGUGUCGAGCCGGAUGACCAGGGGUUCGCGUUGUAUGUGGGCCGACAGCUGUCGCAUUUUCUGCUCAGCUACGAGGUCUGGAACUACUACAAGUGGUGGCGGUAUAGGGUUGAAUGGGAGGCUAAUGGAAAGGUGACAGAUGCGCGCGAAAAGAAUCGGUAUCCAGCGGGGUUGAUAUUCGACUGAGCUGGAUGCUACUAGACGUCGAUUGGACUGUCUUUCAAACGAUUGUCUCGGUUAGAUGUUGGAGACUCGGCGUCCUUAGAAGAGGUCAUCACAUUUUCUAGUAUUGUAUCUUU